Andrographis paniculata is the source of this 1459-nucleotide messenger RNA. RefSeq names its product heat shock factor protein HSF24. The record is from RefSeq and is a predicted model, not a curated record. Bases 417 to 1208 code for a protein of 263 amino acids. The transcript has 2 exons. Gene Ontology annotation, biological process: regulation of transcription by RNA polymerase II. NCBI's taxonomy places the organism in Eukaryota, Viridiplantae, Streptophyta, Magnoliopsida, Lamiales, Acanthaceae. Gene Ontology annotation, cellular component: nucleus. Gene Ontology annotation, molecular function: DNA-binding transcription factor activity; RNA polymerase II cis-regulatory region sequence-specific DNA binding.
UAACGGCGAAUGAGAAUAAGAAAAUGAAGGAAGAAUCGUCCCCAAAAUUCUUAGGGUCAGUUUGAAAAGUGUGCGUCGCGUCGCUUUUAAUCUCCUUUCUAGAACACCUCCGUCGCUUUCUCUGCUCCGCCUUCCAAUUACAUCAAUUUAUUUAAAUUCGUCUCUGGAAGGAGUAUAAUCGGUGCGAGAAUAUAUAUACAUAUAUAUAUGAUGGCCGAUCGCCGCCGCCUCAGAUGACGGAAUCCAUGGACAACCACCGCGUCUUCCUCUUCGGAUUCUACUGUUGGGGCUGGGAAUUCCUAACCGCGCUCCUCCUCUUCAGUUGCUACUGAUCGAUUCGAUUGUUUUGGUUCUUCGCUUUAUUUUUUUAGGUUAAAUUUAGGUUUUCAAAUUUUAUUUGGGGAUUUGGCGAUAGGAUGGCGCAGAGGUCGGCUCCGGCGCCGUUUCUGAUGAAGACGUAUCAUCUGGUCGACGAUCCGGCGAUCGACGACGUGAUCUCGUGGAACGACGACGGCGCGGCGUUCGUCGUCUGGAAAACGGCGGAUUUCGCAAAGGAUUUGCUGCCGAAAUACUUCAAACACAACAAUUUCUCCAGCUUCGUCCGCCAGCUCAACACCUACGGCUUUCGGAAGACGGUGCCGAACAAAUGGGAAUUCGCCAACGAAAACUUCCGGCGAGGGCAGAAGGAGCUCCUGCUACUGAUCCGGCGUCGGAAAACACAGAAUCCAACACCCAAUCAGAAUUCUCUUCCAGAAACCUCCGGCGAAGAGUUGGGGUCGAGCUCGACCUCGUCUCCGACCCGAAGCCCAAUAGGAGCAGUGCAGCAGGCGCAAAUCGCCGACCUCUCCGGCGAGAACGAGAAGCUGAGGCAAGACAACGAGAUGCUGAGCUCAGAGAUCGCCGGAAUGAAGAAACAGUGCGAUGAACUGAUUGAGUUUUUGACUCAGUGCUUGAAGGUGGCGCCGGAGAAGAUCAGCCACAUCAUGAACUUUGAUGGGGCGGGGGCAGCUGCCGGAGAUGAUGACGAAAAAGACAAGUGUAUGAAGUUAUUUGGAGUGGUGGUGAAGAAGAAGAGAAAGGAGUGUAGUGUGGUCUCUGAUUUCCCAAAGAAGGAAGUGAAGAGAAGCGUGGAGGACGACGGCGGCGGCGGUAGGUGGAUGACGGUCGCCGCCGCUGCCGGAGAGAGCGGCGGCGGAGUUUGUCAUUGACCAUUGCCUGCACGCCACGUGGCGGGUGGAAAAGAGGGAAGAUCAAAUGGGUUUUCCUUCCAAUCGCCAUUGGUGUUUUAUUCUUUUUUUUAUUAUUUAUACAGAAUUCAAAAGUCACAUUCGUCCAUUUCUUGUUUCCCACCAAAUAUUUUACAUUAGCCAAAGUUUGAGUUCUUUUUCUUAAUAAUUCUAAGUACUUAAAUAAAUUUAAUAGAUACUCUGUCUAAAUAUUUUUCUAUUUUCUCUAAUAC